GAAUUAGAUGCACGCAUGCCAAGUGUAAUCAAGCUGUCGAAGGCUACGCUGAGCUGGGAAGACAGGGCGCCAACUGUCCUGAAGCUGGAGUCUCAAAUCCGGGAAAGUGAGAUGCGUUACGACGAGUUGAGACGCAAAUUUUCGGAAGCUGAACGCCGAUUCGCAUGCACCCUGGAGGAAGCUGCACGAGAUUCCGACGCAAGAAAAUCUUUACUCUUAAGGCUGGCCCGUACUUGUAGAUGUAGUUGCACUACUACUCCUACUACUAAUAGGGAUGUAGAUCAUAUGCUUGAUAUUACUCAUGGAAGAUCAUCAUGUUGUUCUUGUUUCAUGAUCAUGAUGCAUCAGUUUCUCUUCAUCGCCAGUCCGCUAACGCGUGUGUGAAAUAUGGAUAAGCUCUAUCGAGAUAUCGUUGUUCAGCAUAUUAGUUUUCCACUUCUACUUCUUCUUGACAUCCCCCUCUAAUCCCAGAAGAAGAAAAAGACCGCGCAAUUGAACGGCUAGAGACUGAGCUGGACGAGAAGCGAGACCUCCUGGACCGCAG
Molecule: messenger RNA, 544 nt
Organism: Amoebophrya sp. A25
Lineage: Eukaryota; Dinophyceae; Syndiniales; Amoebophryaceae
Source: the annotation of a GenBank genome assembly